Molecule: messenger RNA, 2972 nt
Organism: Cuscuta europaea
Lineage: Eukaryota; Viridiplantae; Streptophyta; Magnoliopsida; Solanales; Convolvulaceae
Source: the annotation of a GenBank genome assembly
CCCAGAAAGACGAGUUGCUAGUUACACUGAAAAGAUCAAGAAGGUUCUUUCAUGGCUUCCUUGCUCUCCCCAGGUACCACAACUAUCUUCAACCAAAAUUACCCAAAACCCAUUUCUUUCUCCCCAUUAAAACCCACCUCAUCUUCCCUUUUCCUCCUCCCACUCUCCAAGAGAAAACCCCUCUCUUUCAAUGCAUUCUUUGACGACAUUUCAGAUCGUCUCUCAGUCAUCUCUUCAGAUUUACCCACUUCUCUGUCUCAACUACCCGGGUACACCCAAUUCCUUAGGGUGAACGAGGAACUGCCCGAAGGGCAGAAAUGGGGUUUACUAUUUUUUUCUGGAUUGACCUGGAUAUACUUGACAGCGAGGCCAGGUGUGCUCAUCGGCGCCAUUGAUGCGUACAUUCUUGCCCCUCUGCAAGCUGGGCUUGACAGUUUGAGCGGAGCGAGAAGACUGAAGAUGAGUGAUUUCGUGGUUGGGGACAGAAUAGGGGAGGGUUCAUUUGGUGUUGUGUAUUCUGGUCUGGUUGCUCCAAAGAAUGUAACCAUUGAUGAAAGAGUCAGGAAAAGAGGAGGUCAAAGAGCUUUGACCAUUGAUCCAAGUUUCAAACAAAAGGUUAUCCUUAAGAAGGUAGGUAAAACUUGGGGUUCAAGGUGCGGUUGAAUGUGGUGAGUUUGAAGAAUGGUUCAAUUACAGGUUGUCAAGAGCUGCACCAGAGACAUGUGCCAAGUUUCUUGGAAGCUUUAUUGCUGAGAAAACCAAUUCAAAGUUUACUAAGGGUGAGAAAUGGCUUGUCUGGAGAUUUGAGGGAGAUGAGGACCUGGCUGAUUACAUGAAGGACCGCACCUUCCCUUUGAACUUAGAAUAUGCAAUGUUUGGCCAUGUGUUACAAGGGAUGGAAUCCAUCAAGCGCAAUGCACUAAUAAUCAAGCAGAUUAUGAGACAAAUUAUUACUUGUCUGAAAAAGAUCCAUGACACGGGGAUAGUCCAUCGGGAUGUGAAACCAUCCAACUUGGUAGUAACGAAAAGGGGACAAAUCAAGCUCAUAGAUUUUGGAGCAGCCACAGAUCUCCGGAUUGGGAAAAACUAUGUUCCCAACCGAGGCCUUCUCGAUCCUGAUUAUUGCCCUCCUGAACUCUAUGUAAUGCCUGAAGAAACCCCCAAACCUCCACCAGAGCCCAUUGCUGCUCUUCUCUCCCCAUUUUUAUGGCAGCUGAACAGUCCAGACCUUUUUGACAUGUAUUCUGCUGGGAUAGUUCUCCUGCAGAUGGCUAUACCGAGCUUCAGGUCUCCGACAGGUCUAAAAAGGUUCAAUAUGGAGCUGAGACAAGCGGGAUACGAGUUAAACACAUGGAGGGAAAGGAGCAGGUCAAGGCAUGAUUUAAGCAUUCUUGAUCUGGACUCCGGAAGAGGGUGGGAUCUUGCCACCAAGCUCAUUUCGGAGAGGGGUCCGCUGAGAAGAGGACGGCUGUCUGCUUCGGCUGCUUUAAGGCAUCCUUACUUCUUGCUAGGUGGUGAUCAAGCGGUCGCCUUCCUUUCCAAAUUCGGCUUUACUAAGUAGACAAUUCCAAUAUGAGGAGUGAAAAAAUCCAAGGGUAUGUUUGGGAGUUUGGAGGGAAGGGGAAGACUUUGGAAGUAUGUUGUUGAAGGGGAAAUGGAAGAGGGUGAGGAAGCUUUCUUUGUAUUUGGGAGUAAUAAAAUUGGAAGAAGAAGGUUUUUAAAGAAAUUAUAAUUAAAAUUAGGUUUAUGAUCUUGCUAUAUGCGUUCAUAUUAAGCUGUGCCUGAAUAGUGUUGUGCUUGGACUGGGUUGGCACAAGCAUGCCCCCCAAAGCUAUAGAGAUUUGGGAAAAUGGAAACUAAUAAUCCAACCUUUUAGCGGUAUUCUUACAAUAGUUCCACUUUUUCGUUAUUCAGGAAUAAUCCAACCUUUGCGGGCAUCUUCAUUCGCUGGUUCCUGACCGAUUGAUGACAUGCUAUUCCAAGUUAUUUUCUUAUCUUUGUAAUAUAUUAUACCAUAAAUCUCACCUUAUGAUUACAUAAUGUUUUUCAAAGAUAAGAAAAUAACUUGGAAUAACAAGUCAUCAAUCGGUCAGGGACCAUCGAAUGAAGAUGAGGUGCAAAGGUUGAAUUAUUCCUGAAUAAUGAAAAUGUGAGACUAUGGUAAGAAAACCCCUAAAAAGUUGGAUUAUUAGUUUCCAUUUUCCCUAGAGAUUUUGGAUUAGUGAUUUAUUAAAUUAAGACCUGAGGUUACUUAGAAAAGUUUAGGAGUAACCAAAGCCGUAUAUGUGAGUUUGUAUUUAGCGGUGUGGUAUGAUGUUACAUGGUUUACCUACAUAAUAACUUUGAUAAUAUUGCCAUCAGAAUAAUCUCUCUUUCUUUAUGACUUUUUAAAUUUAUCAAUCAUAUAUACUUAAUUUUUGAUAUUGUGUACGGAGUACGAACUGAGGGAAGAUGUCCAGUCUUUAAGCUUGACAAGAAGGAUGACCAUGCACUUACAAAUACAAUCAGUUUCAGUUGUUCGAGUGGUAAAACUGAUAGAAAAAGAACCAUGCUUCUUCCUUGGAAAUUCGAACAGCCACUUGCACAUCAACCCAUUGAACACUCCAUUGCCAUGGCCAAUGACUUCUUCAUAGGGGAGGAGGGCUUAGAAGAUCUUGACCCUCGAACCAGCGGAUACCCAGACGGUGACUUGGUCGGACAAUCGUCAACAUCUGCUGCUGCAUAUGCUAAACUUCCUCAACAGAACAUGAAAGGAUCUCAAUUGAGUGGAGAGGCAUGGGUGAAUGAUUUGAGGGCUGUGUGUUGAGCUUGUGGGAAACUGGGAAUGGAAACAGGAAAGUCUAAAAUUCUGUUGUACUUGUUCUCAAUAUUUUCUUAAGUUCAAAACUAACACUGAAUUAUGUAUAAGCGGUUAGCAAGGUAGAAAUUGGAUUUUAUGUAGGCAUUAAAAAUGAACAUUUUCUUGAGGCAUU